Molecule: messenger RNA, 1075 nt
Organism: Sorex fumeus (smoky shrew)
Lineage: Eukaryota; Metazoa; Chordata; Mammalia; Eulipotyphla; Soricidae
Gene: CEP19
Product: centrosomal protein 19
Exons: 3
Coding region: 183-680 (165 amino acids)
Biological process (GO): microtubule anchoring at centrosome; trans-Golgi to periciliary membrane compartment transport
Cellular component (GO): centrosome; ciliary basal body; spindle pole
Source: RefSeq, a predicted model, not a curated record
CGUUUGUGUGUGUGUGUGUGUGUGUGUGUGUGUGUUGCAGUUAGGCGGGAAGAACGUCUCUCACGGCCGUUUUAGACGUUGGCCUGCAAACAAUGAUGUUUCCACUGUGCUCCUCUAAGGCAGGAAGUCAUUAUGUGACUAACACAUUUUCAUCAGAUUUCCUUUGAUUUACCCUGAAGUGUAUGAGGAUGAUGUGCACUGCCAAAAAAUGUGGAAUUCGAUUCCAGCCUCCAGCUAUUAUCUUAAUCUAUGAGAAUGAAAUCAAGGGGAAAAGUCGCCAGCGGAUCAUGCCAGUCCGCAACUUUUCAAAGUUUUCAGAUUGCAGCAGAGCUGCUGAACAGUUAAAGAAUAAUCCCCGACACAAGAUUUACCUGGAACAAGUAUCCCUAAGGCAACUAGGGAAAUUAUUUCGUGUUUUACGAGGUUACUUAUGGGGGCAGAGUUUGGCAGAAACAAUGCAACAAAUUCAACAAGAAACAACCAUCGACCCCGAGGAAGACAUGAACAAACUUGAUGAUAGGGAACUUGCCAAAAGGAAGAGCAUCAUGGAUGAACUUUUUGAGAAAAAUCAAAAGAAGAAAGAUGAUCCAAAUUUUGUUUAUGACAUUGAAGUUGAGUUCCCACAAGAUGAACAGCUACAGUCCUGUGGCUGGGACACGGAGUCAGCUGAUGAGUCCUGAUAGCACACACGCGAAGAAUUGAUUGGACUUCUAGAAAAUUCAUGUUUAUCCAAAGCAUGCUUCUAGAAAAUCUGUGGAGAACCCUAAUACAUCUGUGUUUCGUCAUAAUUGGAUUGAUCUUGUUACUUUUGUCCUAUUUUGUUCUGAGGUCACAUUUGCUAAUGUUCAGGGCCUCUUCCUGGCUCAGUGCUCAGAGGUUACGUCUGGCAUUGCUAGAGGGACCAUAUGUGGUGCUAAGGAUGAACCGUUGCAGGCCAUUUGUAUGCAAGCAUGUGCUCCAGCCUGUUGAGCUCUAUCUCCAGUCCUGACUGUGUUAGUGUUCAGAACCAGGAUACUUAGAGCAAUUACUGAUAAAUGUAUGACUAACAAAGGAAAACUACAAUUUAAUUUAAUAU